AGAGAGAGAGAGAGAGCGAGCGAGAGCGAGAGAAAGCGAGACAGAGACAAAGUGUAGGGAAAAAAGUGUGUGCAGAAGUGCAAAGUGCAUUUAACAGGCGACCAUCAAAAAGUUGCAAUAAAAGUGCCACAGAACCCAAUCCAAAUCCGACCCGCCAAAGGACUUCAAAACACCCAGAAGCAAUUGCAGGAAAUGGCCAAAUUAGUGACGUACAUCUUCAUCGUUAGCUCGUUGAUACUUUGGUAUCUGCUGCUAUUUGGUGGCUCGCGAGCUGGCAGCAGCCUUCUCGUUGGCGUCGAGGCAACCAAUGGGCAUGGCAGCCAGCUGGAAGGACGCGACUUUCAUCACCAUGGCGGCAGUCAUCACAUUCGACGCAAUAUCAAUCACUGCUGGCGACGCUACGAUGGCUACAAUCUACAGAACACCAUUGUCAACAAGAAGGAGCAGCUGAAGAAACCGUAUGGCAUUCUGUGCAACUUCAAGUGCACCUGGUUCUUUACAAUCAGUUAUCCCACUUGCGAAUUCAUCUACGACUACAAGCUGUCCUGCGUGCUGUUCACUUCACUGCCCGAUUGCACCAACGUCAAGUGCACGCUCUUAAAUUAUUUUAGCUAGAUUGGAAGCACAAUACCGUUAACUGUAGAUGGACUAUAAUGGUAUACCAUUUAUUCAGCCCUGGCUGGCUGAUCCGCUAAAUCUUUAAAUAUUGUUAACUAUUGUACUCAAUGCCUAAUAUGUAUUUCUAGCUCUUUAAG
Messenger RNA from Drosophila grimshawi, 755 nucleotides. RefSeq lists its product as uncharacterized. Lineage: Eukaryota; Metazoa; Arthropoda; Insecta; Diptera; Drosophilidae. The record is from RefSeq and is a predicted model, not a curated record. The transcript is spliced from 3 exons. Bases 193 to 615 code for a protein of 140 amino acids.